AUGAGCCAGUGCGGGCUCCUAACCGCGGCUCGUCGCAGCCUGCGGUACAGAUUGGGUCGUAUCUACAACUCGUUCUACUACAGCCAGAGCAACAACAAGUACGUGAUGCUAUUCGUCUUCCCCAGCGUAAUCUGGUACACACGUUUUCGCGCCGACACUCGUCUGGGAUAUCGCCUUUACAUCGCUCCCACUGCGGGGGGUCCGGUCGACUACCUGGACCAGAUCGAAAGCGGCUCUGUGCAGAAGCAAACUUCCGAACCCGAUGAGACAUCAGCCUCCGUUCUACUUGACGCCUUAAACUACGUGGACGACACGAUUAUGGGCGUAUGGAGGUGGAUUAAAGGCAGCAAGCCGCUAAUCGAGGGCUUCAAGAAUGGCAAGAAGGUCUACCUCGAUGACUCGGCCACGGUGGCGGACCUCAAGAAAGCCGUCUACGGCCGCAACGCGUUGGAACACGAGGACGUCCUCGUCGGCUGCAAGGGCAGGGUCAUGCAGACCGAUGACAACCUCGCGCUGGCCACUCGGGCCUUCUGCCGUCGCGACCCUAGGAUCGUGCUCUGGAGAGACAUUUAG
Molecule: messenger RNA, 573 nt
Organism: Babesia ovata
Lineage: Eukaryota; Apicomplexa; Aconoidasida; Piroplasmida; Babesiidae
Exons: 1
Coding region: 1-573 (190 amino acids)
Source: RefSeq, a predicted model, not a curated record